Messenger RNA from Oppiella nova, 1248 nucleotides. The record is from the annotation of a GenBank genome assembly. NCBI's taxonomy places the organism in Eukaryota, Metazoa, Arthropoda, Arachnida, Sarcoptiformes, Oppiidae.
AUGACUAAUCAAAUUGGAGUCAAUGUGUCUAAUGGAUACCUGACCGCGUGUUUAGCAGUGUUGAAGAUACUAUUUGAAUUGCAAUCGCAGAUUGGACGACCAUUAAUGGUACAGAUAUUGCUACAGAAGGUCCUCCACUUGAGACACACCAGACUCAUGAUUCUACUGUUGAACCGAUACUCACUGUUCACCAAAAGUAUUACUAAGUGGGCUCUGGAGACCAUACAUACAAAUCACCAGUCCAUCAAAGGCAAUGAAGCUUUUGUUGAGGAAAAGGGUCUAAAACUGUUUCGAUGGACUAAAGAAAGAGAUUUUCGAUUUCCUAUACGCCCUCCAAAGCUGAGGAAAAGCAAUACAACCGAAAAUGCUGUACAAAAGGCUCGCAUUGGAUAUGCAUCUGCUCUACAAACCAGACAAAUACAGACCACUUCUAACUCCACUUCGACACCAAUACGCAAACUAAGAAAAGUAAAACGCAAACGACUGUCCACUAAUAACCAGACAAAUAUCGAUACAUUAGAGUUGCAAUCGUCAGACCAAUCGCCUUCAUUCGCAUUCUUCGCCCCCAAACGGAUCGCAUCGAAGAGUCGAAUUACGGGCCAAAUACUCGUCGGAACGGUUAGUAAGCCGUUGAACACAACGACACGGAAACGGAUUCCCAAACUAUUGCUGCCGAAGAGUCUGCGACCGGCGAUGUAUAGUCUCGACGGUUUCGUUCCCCGCCCUUCACUCAACCGUAUCAUCACUUCCACCGAAGCGCCCAAUGCUAACAGACACAUGAAAUUCGCACAAAACAGAGACAACAAACUAAAACACGUCAAUAAAAUCAGACGAUUUGGUAUCAAUCGAAACGCCAUCGAAGAGCGAAAUCCCGAUAAGAGGGAUGACAUCGAUGUGAGUGACAGCAGAAGACGUAAUGUUGUGACCAAACGAAAGAGCGUUCAGUCGCUCACAGCAUCCGAUUCUAUACCAAAGCCAACCGUUAAUAAGUUGUCAAAAGACAGGCGUAUAGGCAUUCCGGGUAAGGAUUAUCCGACACUGACAUCAGUGCCAAGAACUGGCUUUGACUGCAAAGACUUGAAUAAUGGUGUUUACGCCGAUGUGGAGACCGGGUGUCAGGUUUGGCACAUCUGUCAGAAUAAAUACAAGCAUUCAUUCCUGUGUCCAAACGGAACCAUAUUUAACGAGAAGAAUGAUUAUAGAAAGUUCGCACAACUUUUCAUCGUUUAUAUGUUACCGAUCGUAUGA